AUGGAGGGCAACGGGAAGAUAACACCUACGAGGCUCCCUCCGGCGGAUUCGGAGCGGGAUGCCGGGCAGAACGCGCCCUUCAACCAGCCUGGAGGUGCCGCUGCUGCACCAAUGCCGAUGGGCGACGGUGUAUCCUCAUCGGAGUCAAAUGGCGAGGCUAUGCGUCUUCCAGAUACCGAGCAAAGCGCAGGUCCAGGCCCUGAAAACAAGCCCUUUCCCAUGUGCCUGCCACCCAUGGCCGGAGACGCUGGGCCGAAAUCGGACGCGCCCGCUGCCGACACUCCUAAAGCGCCGCCGUCGGCGAAAGCAGCAACGGGCGGGCCACCGGGGGACUCCGCCAUGCCGGAGCCGUUGCUGCCCGACCAGAUGCCACCGGGCAUGAUGGGAAUGCCCGGCAUGCCGGGGUUCUUCCCGUUUCCGCCGGUACCGAUGCCGGGGAUGCCAGGGUUCGAGGGGCAGGGGGAUAAGAAUUCGACGAUUGGCGGCCCAAAGAUGCCGCCGUUCGGUGGCUGGAUGAUGGACGGCAUGAUGUCGAUGGGAAUGAUGCAGAACACGACCAACUCGAUCGAUGGGAGCCUCAUGCCGGCUAUGCCCUACGCGCCCGGAACCAGCGGGAUGAAGGCGAGCGAUGGGUCGGCGAUGCCGAUGAUGUUUUUCCCGCCCAUGAUGAUGGAGGGGCUCCCUGACUUCGCGAAGGACCCCAGCGGGAAGAGGCUACCGCCGAUGAACAUGAUGAUGCCAAUGAUGCCCAUGAUGGACGAGAAAACGGCACUUCAGAGCCUGAGCAAGUUGGCGCCGCCGCAGAAGACGUCGCUGCAGAAGAAGGCCUCGGAGCUGGAUAGCAUGAAGUCCAUCCUGACGUCAGUGCAGAUCCGCGAGACGUGCCAGCUGAAAGCCUGGCGCAGAAAGCUGCACAAAGGCCGCGCGCAAAUGAAGUUGGAUGUUGAAGCCGCAAUGACUCCCAGCCGGCGCGGAUCUGAACUAUCCCAAGAGGUGAAGCCCGUCGUCGAGGUCGCCCCGCACGACGCUGAGCCUGCAGAAAUUCAGGUGAAGGCCGUACCAACGCGCCAAUACGGCAGCAUGGAUAUGUGUUGGCAGCACAAUCGUUACCGAAGUGCCGACGCCCUGACGGAGGAGGACAUGCGUAGCAUGCGGCUUUUCGAGACCGCUGCGCAGGACGGUGAGCUGCUAACCAUACGCGAUGCGCUCAAGCGACUUGAUGGAAUGGAAUCCAACUGCUACCCCUACAUGUUCAUGGACGAGUUGAGGUUGCCGGUGAGGAAGGGAAGGGCGAGCUUCCGUGUAUGGGAUGACGACGAUAACGACCUCUCACACGGGGACGACCCAAGCGGCGUCACACUGCCGGGGGUUAGAUCCGUCACACCGCAUGCGGACUGGAUACCGGCGGCUGAGACGCCGAAAAAGUCUGCUAAUCGUGUUUCGUCGCCUGAGCAGCAAGAACGACUGCAGCAGCAGGUGGAUGAGAGUGCGGCCACUCCCCAAGCGGUUGAUCCAGCGGCGGCCGAUGUAGCCGGCAUGGGCGCUACUGGCGAUGGAGCAGUGUCUGAACCAAACGCUGGUAACAACGACUUGGAGCUGGAUUUGUCCGACUUUGAACGCGGUUCUAACGCGAGCUUCGAUCUCGACUUUGAGGAUGCGGAGGUUAGUGCCCCAGUUGAAACACCCGUACCACGUACUGCCGAACCCGGUGUUGGACAGUCACACGCUGACGUGCGUCUCGGCUCUUUUGACGAGUUGGAUAAUGAGCUGCUGGAUGGUAUGUCCGAAGCCUCCAAAAGUAGCCUGGGAGCGCUUGGAGAUAUGGAUCUCGACGACGAAUUCGAGUUCGAUGCGGCUGACGAUGGCGUUGCGCCGCCACCUGCACCCCCUACGUACCCGCUCAAAGCGUCAGGCGUGCCCGAUACCAGCGCCGCUGUGGAUGUCUCUUACACGGACGACUCCGACCUGUUCGCGGAGGUACCCGGAACGUUGAGCCACUACCGUGCGAAAAUAUGCAAGUUGAUGAACCCUGGUGACAUAAUACACGAAUGGAGGGGGUUCAAGAGUAGGCUGAACGGGCCUUUGCUGCUAGCGGAUCUGGUGGAAUUCGAGCACCUGUGGAAGGUGUUCCAGGAUAGGCGCGUGGAGGACCUGUGCCAGGUCCUUGGCCGCAGCGUCAACACGAACGCUGCAGAGCAAUAUCCGGAGCAGAAGGGCGAGCUUUUAUACCGAGUGGGUCAGGCGCACAUGAAGCUGCUGCUCUCCUACGACUCCCCCGAGGUACAAACUUUGGUGCAUUCGUCCAUCUACAACCUGAACGCGCCCAAUGUCAUAUACACGGCAGUGCCGGAUGAGGAGGACAUAACUCCUAAUGAUGCGGAAUCGGUACAUCAGGAUGCACCAGAGGAAGUCGCUACCAAGGAGGAAGAGGAGGAGACGCCUGCCGCAGCUGACGAAGAGACAUCGAAAGAUGAUGCGGCAUUGCUGAGCAAGGAGAACGAGCUCCGCCGUACAUGGCGGCGGCGCCUGCAAACCCUGAACAAAGAGACGAGGCUUGCGCUCGUCAACAUGGGUAAGAGCCUGCGCGACAUCGAGAACGUGUCGUCGAACGUGGAGCAGAGCCGUGCCUACGAUGCGGUCGUGGAGUUCUGCGAGGUUGCGGAGCAAUUCCGGCACAGGGACUACCUGAACAUGCUGAACCAGUCGUUCGACGACUACUACGAGAAGGCGAACCCGCACGAAUCCGGAAAGGACAGCGCGGGCUCAAACCUUCGCGAGCUGCUGCACACGCGUAUUGCGAAGAACCUAACUGGAAUAUUGCCCUUGGGCGGCAAGGUGGCCAAGUACCACAACGUGCGCUUCCACAAACCGGACUUUCGCGCUGGGUUGUUCUCGGAGCAUACGCGCGUGCAGCGUGGCAACUACAGCAUCGAGUGGUCGUCGUGGCCCGUGCGGCCCUUGCUGCGCAGCAACCUGGCUGCCAGCUACACGGAGGAAUCGGGCGGGUCUGACGACGUAAGGAGCCACCCUUCCAACUACUUCCUGCACUCGAAUGACCUGCGUCUCAACGACGAUUGCAAGAUCGCGUUGCUGGAGUACGUCGAGCAGACGCCGCUGCUCCUGCCCAACUGCGGGAUGGCCUCGCGUGUCGACAACUACGUGAACUACAAGGAGGACGACGAUCAUAAGGAUGUGGCGUUCCUGGGGCCGCUGGGUACACUGUGCCAGGGUAGUGACGGCAUCGAAAUGUUCGGAGUGAAGCAUAUGGUGGCGCCGGGAGACGGGCAGGCUAUGCUAGAAAGCACGUUGUACAAGGCGCCCAUAUUCGUACACCCACGUCCGGCUUCGGAGUGGCACAAUAAGCUGAACAUCACCACCACCGACUUCUUGCUGACACGUUCGCGGUCGAACAGCGAGGUGGUCAUCCACCUGCGGCCCCUGACCUGGCAGAGCGGCGUCGCCGUGUACACGGUUGGUCAGUGUGAGCCCAAAGUGGACAUGCAUCCGCCGUCCUCGAAGGGCUUUAUGGAGGCUACUAAUGACCUCUUGAAGGCGUGGGUGCUCAAAUCUGUCAUGGCGGGUGCUAUUUUGGAUGUGAAGCACCUCCGGAAGGAGGCACGCAGGAAGUUCGGGUCGCUGCUGACUGAGAAGGAGAUCGCUCAUAUCCUCAAACAGGUUGAGAGCACGCCCAUCUUCAGUUUACGCGCCCAGGCGCUCGAGCGGAUGAUCCACUCCACGAUCAAGCCAGAAACGGUUUGUGCUUUGGAAAGCGUUCGUGCCGGCAGAACACGGUUGGCCACCGUGGGCAUCCUUCACCUGAAGAACCCGGAUAAUAUCGCCGCGGUGUUGGCAAAGGUGCAGGACGAGGAGCGGCAGUAUCAGCAGCGGAUGCAGUCAAUGGACCGGCGUUUGCGCGAUCUCAAGAACAGCUACGCCAAGCGUCUGGAGGCGCACGGCAUCACGGGAGAGAAGCAGGAGAAUGAAUUGGGGCAAUUCGAGUUCGGCCUUCACGUUUCGUUGUACGGACACCUGGAGGAGAGGACCUUGGCGCCCAAGAUACGCUUCAUAAAGGACAUGCUGGAUUUGACCCCGUGGAACAUCUCGCGUGAUGUCAAGCAGGUGUUGAAUAACCGGGGAGCCUCACAGUUUUCCUUGUACGGUAUCGGUGACCCCAGCGGUGGCAGGGGAGAGGGCAUCAACCUCCUGAAACGUCAGGCGCACGUUAACGUGGAUCCCACAUACGCGGGUGAAGAUCUGCGCAAACUGUCUAUGCUAGAACUUGCCAAGCGGUUGCGCUGCUACGGUGUGGCUGAGGCGGUGAUAAAGACGCUGCCACGUUGGGACCAGGUGGCGCUCGUUCGGCAGUACCGCGACGGCUUUGGCGGGCAGGGCUCCGCCGAGGGUGACCACCGCUGGCGUAUCCCACCCGAGGAGUACCAGAAGAAGCUCAACGAAAUACUGGUGCGCCAGAGGACUGCGCUGGCGUCGGACGAACCCGUAGUGGACGACGGAGAGACCCCGCGCGAUAAUGAGCCCGAGCCCGCCACCGACGGCAUAGCUGAUGCUCUGAUGGAGGCGUUCGACGAGGUGUCCGACAAGGACGACGACCUCGAGCGCCGUGAGCUUGACAUUCUACGCCAACUGCGCGAGGCUCAGAGCGCCGGCCCGCUGAGCGAAGAGGAGCGCAUGGCAGAAGUCAACAAGCUGAAGGCUGUACCAGGUAUCAUGUGGCUGCGGCAAAGCCGCCGAACGCACACCGAACCCUUCGGCAACGAAAGGGCCGUGUUUGUAUACGGUGAGGAGAACGUUCGCAAGCUGCUACGCUGGCGUAUGCGGUGUGGGUCGACGCGCAAAACCUGCAGCACGCCUGACGCCGCUGCGGCUGCCGCCGCCAGCAAGCGCAUAUGCAGGGUAUGCGGCAACGUCGGGCACAUCUCUUCUAACCCCAAGUGCCCCAUGUUCAAGGGCGAAAGGGGUAGGAGCGGUGAAUACAUGGGAGGGCGCGUCGGAGGGUCCGUGGGCGCGCGCAAGCAGUCGCGCUACAGCGACUCUAGUGACGCAGAAAUCACCGCCAGCGUGGCUGCGUUGGAAUGUGACACCACGGAGUGGCUUAAGCGCAACCAGGAACUGCGGCAGAAGCGGCGCCUGACCUACCAGGCGUCGGUCGACGAUUCCGACGACGGCAUGGAUUCCGUAGACGAGGGUUCGCUGGUCAACGCGAGGAGGAAGCAGAUGCGCCCCAACAUCGAGGUCGGCAGCGUGCCCGUCACGGCGCUCAGCAGCCAGAUGGAACAGGUGAUGAAGCUCGUCUCGAAGGCGAUCCGCAUAGUGGAGAAGGAGCCGCGCUUCAAGCCGUUCACCAGCAGGAUCCCGGAGAGCGUCGCGCCCAACUACUACAAGAUAAUCAAGCAUCCGAUGUGGCUGACGCUGUUGAAGUCCAAGUGCAAGACGCGCUGCUACGCGGACCUCGUGCAGGUGCUCGACGACCUCGCUCUAAUCGAGCUGAACUGCAAGCAGUUCAACUCCGAGACAUCCCCCAACGCCUGGCUGCGCAAGAUGAGCGAGACCCUCGUCGACGAGCUGCUGCUGCGCAUUCAGCAGCUGACGAGCCACGUGGUGUCUCCUAGCGUAAUUGAGGAGUGGGCGCGCGAGCAUCGGGCGAACCGCAUCGUUGCCGCGCCCGCGCCGCAGGCCGACGCCCCGCCUACCGCGACACCUCAGGUGGAAAUAAUCUAA
Messenger RNA from Babesia bigemina, 5736 nucleotides. Its product is annotated as bromodomain containing protein, putative. Gene Ontology annotation, cellular component: transcription factor TFIID complex. Lineage: Eukaryota; Apicomplexa; Aconoidasida; Piroplasmida; Babesiidae. Gene Ontology annotation, molecular function: RNA polymerase II general transcription initiation factor binding; histone acetyltransferase activity; RNA polymerase II general transcription initiation factor activity. The record is from RefSeq and is a predicted model, not a curated record. Gene Ontology annotation, biological process: RNA polymerase II preinitiation complex assembly; transcription by RNA polymerase II. The transcript has a single exon. The coding region runs from base 1 to 5736 and encodes 1911 amino acids.